AUGAAUCAAAAUAUUAUAUUUGCUACUAUCUUGAUUGCAUUUUCUGCAUUCUUUAUCUACUUUAUGAAUGCUUCUCCAAUUGAACUGUUACCUCGUGCACCAAGCAACAUCGCAUACUGUGAUUUCACGAAAGACGUUAUUGGUCAAAUCACUUUUACUGAACUUUGGAACGGAUGCGUUAGAAUAACCACACAAUUUAAUGCAGGAUUCCCUGAUCGCACUAGCAAAUAUAAAUAUCAAAUUUUUGGUAAAGAAAGGGGAGAAAGGAAAGACUAUAGAUUAUUGUUUGGUACAAUGGAAAUUGCUACAAGCGUAAGAAUUAUAAAUUAG
Messenger RNA from Diversispora eburnea, 330 nucleotides. NCBI's taxonomy places the organism in Eukaryota, Fungi, Glomeromycota, Glomeromycetes, Diversisporales, Diversisporaceae. The record is from the annotation of a GenBank genome assembly.